AUGGCGAGCAUAACGGCAUGCGUUCGGUUCAGGCCUUUGAGCUCCAGAGAGAGAAGAGAUCACGGCGACUCAGUCUGCGUUCACUGUGUAGAUUCGCAGAGCUUCGUCUUCAAGGAUGAGAAGGAAGAAGAAUUUACUUUUGGAUUUGAUAAGGUGUUUUACGAAAACUCGGAGCAAGCUCAGGUCUAUGAAUUUCUAGCUCUGCCGAUUGUGAAAGAUGCUGUUGAUGGUAUCAACGGCACGAUCAUCACUUAUGGACAGACUGGAGCUGGGAAGACAUAUAGUAUGGAGGGGCCUAGCAUAAUGGUAAUCAAUGAGCAGGAGAGAGGUUUAGUUCCAAGAGUAGUUGAUGGACUGUUUGAUUGCAUUAAGUCUUCUGAUGGAAUAGUGAAGUACUCGAUCAAAUUGUCAAUGGUGGAGAUCUACAUGGAAAAAGUAAGGGACCUCUUUGAUUUGUCAAAAGACAACAUACAGAUCAAGGAGAGUAAAGCGCAGGGCAUGGUGCUAAAUGGAGUGACAGAGAUCUCAGUUUCGGAUCCUGCAGAAGCAUUACAGACCCUAUCUAGUGGGAUAGCUAACAGAACUGUUGGAGAGACCCAGAUGAACAUGUCCAGCAGCAGAAGUCAUUGUGUUUACUUAUUCACAGUUCAGCAAGAACUAAAGAAAGAUAACAGGUUGAGAACUGGCAAAUUGAUUCUUGUUGACUUGGCUGGUUCUGAGAAAGCAGAGAAAACUGGAGCAGAAGGAAAAGUUCUUGAAGAAGCCAAGACCAUCAACAAAUCCCUCUCAGCCCUUGGAAAUGUUAUAAAUGCUCUCACAUGUGGUUUACCAGGCAAAGCAAACCACAUACCAUAUCGUGAUUCUAAACUCACUCGGCUUUUACAAGAUGCACUGGGAGGGAAUUCCCGUACUGCGUUGUUGUGCUGUUGCUCACCAAGCCCUUCAAAUGCAUCAGAGAGUCUGUCCACUCUUCGCUUUGGAAUGAGGGCAAAGCAUAUAAAGAUGUCACCAUGUGCGAAGUCGAGUGAAGAUAAAUCCGCUAAAAAGGAUGGAUCUCCCUCUUCAAGUAAAAAUCAGGCAUGUGAGAGAAUUUUGGAACAGUUGAGGGACAGAUUUGGUGUUGAAGAUGUGAUGUUACUGGAGGAGUUGUUCAGAUUGAGUGGAAUUCUCCAUGAGCCUGGUUCUGCUGAAGAUUUGGAUUCCGCAUUUGAGGAUGUCACUUCACAGACCAUUAUACAAUUGCAGCACAUGGUGGAAGAGCUUGUAUCCACCGUAGAAGAGCUCAAGAACGAGAAUAUGACUCUGAAGUACAGACUGGCAGCUAGUGAAAGGAACGAUACACAAUGUAAAGAAGCUGGAGGUCAUACUGCAAGCAUUCUGCAUAGAGUUUCAGGCACUCUCGGUUCCUUUCUGCCUUGGUUCUGA
Fragaria vesca subsp. vesca is the source of this 1425-nucleotide messenger RNA. RefSeq names its product kinesin-1-like protein PSS1-like. Gene Ontology annotation, biological process: microtubule-based movement; mitotic spindle organization. Bases 1 to 1425 code for a protein of 474 amino acids. The transcript has 15 exons. Gene Ontology annotation, molecular function: microtubule motor activity; microtubule binding; ATP binding. Lineage: Eukaryota; Viridiplantae; Streptophyta; Magnoliopsida; Rosales; Rosaceae. The record is from RefSeq and is a predicted model, not a curated record.